AUGUGCGUAUUUCAUAGCGAACUGGAGCCGAAUGAGGAACGUGUUGACGAAGGGGAUAAAAUGCUCUAUGCUGCUGCUACUGGUAAUCCGCGCCGUGCUGUGUCAUCUGAAACACCAAACGACUGUGUGACUGGCGAUGCAAGUGUCGACUGUGCUAAUGUAAGAGAUCGUUGCUGUGCUACUAACCAAGCGCCUAUGCUGCUAUAUUACCAGAAUACCCGUGGUCUGCGCAGUAAAGUUGCCGAAUUUUCCAUUGCUGCAUCAGCUUCUCUGUAUGACUGUAUUGUCCUGACUGAAUCAUGGCUAGACCCCCAAAUUUGUUCAUCUCAACUAUUUGGAUCUGAGUAUAAUGUCUUUCGUACCGAUCGCUGUCUAGCAAACAGUAACAAGUCUUCUGGUGGAGGGGUGGUCGUUGCAGUUCGAAGUUCGUUCCAAUCUGCUUUAAUAAUUGAUGCCAUGGACGAUUCACUCGAACAAUUAUGGGUGCAGAUCAUAGCCGAGAAUUCAAUAGUUGUUAUUGGUGUUAUUUAUGUUCCACCAAAUCUGCGCAACGAACAUGACGUAUUCGAACGCCACAUUUUAUCCAUUGAAAAGGCUACCGUUUCGAUAGGUCCAUGCGACGACUUGUUAUUGUUUGGGGAUUAUAAUGGUGCUAGUCUCUCCUGGUCGAAGCAGCCUGGUAGUAACUAUUUAGUCGUAGACGCGUUGCACUCCACAAUUAAUGUUAGUAGUUCCUGCUUGCUUGAGGGAGUUGCUUUAAGUGGAUUAUACCAGAUUAAUGAAGUUCACAACCAGAAUAAUAGACUUCUCGAUCUGAUUUUCGUCAAUCAGCAUACUUUGCCUGCCUGUGAUGUCUGUCCUGCACCAGAAAUCCUGAGUAUUAUUGACGUUCAUCAUCCACCUGUAAUGGUUAGUUUCUACCGAAAUUUUCAACAGACAUUUAUUGACGAAUUUGACCCGUCUGAAUUUGAUUUUCGUCGAGGCGAUUUCGAUUCUAUGAACGCAUACCUAAUGACAAUUUAUUGGAUAUCGAUCUGUAAUUGUACCGAUUUUAAUAAAGCUGUAGAUAAAUUUACCGCAACAAUUCAUCAGGCAAUUGCUGACCACGUUCCAAAAGUUCGUCCACGUCGUAAACCCGCUUGCGGAACCACUGAGCUCUCCCGUCUGAACCGUAAGCGAAAGUCUGCUCUUCGUGCGUACCAUAAAAAUAGAAAUUCUUUUAAUCGUAUACGUUUCACAACGACAAGUCGGAGAUAUAAAAUCCUAAACAAGCAGCUCUAUCAGAGUUAUGUACAAAACACGGAGCGUAAUCUUCGGCUUAAUCCAAAGAGUUUUUGGAAGUUUGUAAACUCAAAACGUAAGGAACAUGGUUUACCUUCCAGCGUAUUUCUAAAAAACGAUGAAGCUUCUACCGUCAACCGAAAAUGUGAUUUGUUUGCUGAAUAUUUCUCGGGAGUUUUCAGCCUUGAAUCAGCUUCGUCGGAAAAUAUUGAAGCAGCAUUACGUUUUGUUACGAGUGACGAGAUUGCAGCUCAAACAUUCACGGUUACUGAAGUUGAAGUUGCUGAAGCCGUUGGUAGAAUGAAACAAUGCUAA
This is a messenger RNA of Sabethes cyaneus, 1596 nucleotides long. RefSeq lists its product as uncharacterized. Gene Ontology annotation, molecular function: catalytic activity. NCBI's taxonomy places the organism in Eukaryota, Metazoa, Arthropoda, Insecta, Diptera, Culicidae. The transcript has a single exon. Bases 1 to 1596 code for a protein of 531 amino acids. The record is from RefSeq and is a predicted model, not a curated record.